Messenger RNA from Daldinia childiae, 2085 nucleotides. RefSeq names its product putative methionine-tRNA ligase, mitochondrial. Lineage: Eukaryota; Fungi; Ascomycota; Sordariomycetes; Xylariales; Hypoxylaceae. Gene Ontology annotation, molecular function: acyltransferase activity, transferring groups other than amino-acyl groups; methionine-tRNA ligase activity; ATP binding. The transcript has 3 exons. The coding region runs from base 1 to 2085 and encodes 694 amino acids. The record is from RefSeq and is a predicted model, not a curated record. Gene Ontology annotation, biological process: methionyl-tRNA aminoacylation.
AUGAAGGUCCAGCGCGCAGCCGAGCUACAAGAUAUUCACCCCAAGGCACUAUGCGAUGCCAACUCGGAAACGUUUAAAGAUCUAGCUAAGAAGGCUAAUAUUUCGUACGAUCAUUACAUUCGCACGACAGAUCUAGAACAUAAGGAUGCGGUCGAGUACUUCUGGGCUAGGUUAAGAGAGAGCGGGUAUAUAUACGAGACCAAGCAUGAGGGGUGGUAUUGUGUAAGCGACGAGACUUAUUACCCCGAUUCUAUGGUCGAGAAGCGCGUGUCGCCUGUGACAGGAAAGCCGUUUAUGGCGUGCAUUGAGACGGGUAGUGCUGUGGAAUGGACCGAGGAGAGGAAUCACCAUUUCCGGCUGACGGCUUUUCGAGAUAGAUUGCUCAAGUUCUACGCUGAUAACCCGAAUUGGGUUGUCCCGAGCAAUCGCUUCGGCGAGGUGAUCAGUUGGGUUCAGAAUAAUCUGGAAGAUCUAUCUAUAUCUCGUCCUGUGAGCCGUCUAGAUUGGGGUAUUCCUGUGCCUGACGACCCGAGUCAGACCAUCUAUGUGUGGGUUGAUGCUUUGAUCAACUACAUUACGGUAGCAGGGUAUCCCAUAUGGCCUCCUGGUUCCGAACAUACAAAAGGUUGGCCAGCUGACGUCCAUGUGGUCGGAAAGGAUAUCGUGCGCUUCCAUAGCAUAUACUGGCCUGCGCUGCUCAUGGCCCUGGACUUACCCUUACCAAAGUGUAUCCUCAGUCAUGGCCACUGGUUGAUGAGCCAACAAAAGAUGUCUAAAUCGGUCGGAAACGUGGUGAACCCUUUCUUCGCCCUCGAUCGCUGGGGCGUGGAUACUAUGCGGUAUUUCCUGAUAUAUAACGCUGCGAUAGCCAACGAUGCAGACUACAGCAAUGAGUUUAUCGUCGAUAAGUACAAGAAGGGUCUACAGGGGGGUCUAGGCAACCUGCUCAAUCGAAUUACUAGGCCGAAGAACUGGAGCGUGAGGAACGCGGUGAUAUCUAUGCACGAGAAGCAGUCUCAUUCGGUCCCUAAGGCGGUUGAAACCCAGAGGAAAUACCUGGAGUCUAUCGUAGAGGAGGUCUCGAGUCAUAUGGAUAAAUUAAAUCCCAGGGGGGCGUUGAAGGAAAUUAUGGAAUUCGUGUUCGAGGUAAAUAAAUUCCUGCAAGAAGCAGCGCCGUGGGACAGGAGCAGGGAAGGCGACACGGUGGCUGUAGAGCAGAUCAUCUUCUUUGCGGCGGAGUCGGUGCGUGUCGCGGGUAUCCUACUACAGCCGUUUAUUCCGGAGAAGUCGAGCGAGCUGCUGGAUAGACUGGGUGUUAGUUCCGAUCGGAGGACCUUUGAGCAUGCGCGACUAUUUGCGGAUGAUGCAUAUGGGACAUCAACUAUACCGCUAGGCGAAGGCGCGCAGAGUAGUUUGUUUCCGCCGAUGCCUUCCAUCCGCGAAGCCACCGCCUCGGAACGCCUCUCGCUAGACGAGGAGUACGAGAACCAAGCGUCGUGGCGCGAGUCCCGGGAUAAACUCACGUUUAUCGUGUGUGCACCACUACUACGCGACGAUGAUGUCUCGAGUACGGAUGAAAUUGGGGAGGUCGUGAUGGCGGGAGUAGGAGAUGCGGUGGAUAGGAUGGUGGGGGAUGUUAAUUUGUUCUUGAGCGUCUGGGAUGGCGAUGAGGAGGGACAAGAGCAGGGACACAAGGAAGCGAAGACGUACUACACGGCGGAAAUCGACAUAAUGAUCGCGGACCCCAAGUUCCGGCGCAUGGGUCUUGGCCGCGCGGCCGUCGCUACGUUCUUGUACUUUGUGCGACGGCGUUUAGACGGCAUCCUAGCUGAGUACACGGGCUCUCUCGACAGCAAGCCUGUGCUGAAAGAUGUCGUGGCCAAGAUCAACGCGGAUAACAAAGCUAGCAUCGUGCUGUUCCAAGCCCUUGGGUUUAAGCAGAGAGGCGAGGCGAACUAUUUCGGCGAGAUAGAGAUGGUGUUUGAUGGGUUUGGGGAGACGGACGAGUGGAGAAAGACUGGCUCUUCUGUGAUGGGGGAUACGUAUAGGGAGUUGUUUUAUGAUAGGUCGCAGUUGGGGGAGUAG